CUGGUUGUUCUUGGGUGAUGUAAAAGGUGGUUGCCAUGGUACGGCGUUAGAGGCUGCAUGCAUGGAAUACAUCAUAAAAAGUGUUUACGGAAACGAAACAGUUGCCAUGCUAGCACGAACGGCUGUCACCCAUCCCGCACCCCGAUCAUCCUUCUGGAGACAUUAGGGACCACAUGGAGUCUGAAAAAGCACCUGACCCUUAUGAAGACAGCCGGGAUCAAAGUCGAAUGUCCCGUCAGAGUUUAUCCAAAGAGUCCAAAGCAUCUUCCUCAAGAGAUAAUCAAGACAGCUUUCAAGACCGGAUUCAUAAUGAGGAUGAGAAAAAUGGUUCCUGUAACAGCAGAUCCAAAACAAGAAGGUGGAACUCAGAUCCAGAUCGGGACCGUAUAUCUGAUGAAGAGGAAAGAAGAAGCGAUGGCUCAUAUUGUUCCGAAGGCUAUGAGAAGGACACCCUUUCAGAGCGCUCGCUCUCUUCGUUGUCACGUUCUCUCACUCCGUCACCCACUCCACCACAAGGGAUGAGAGCAAAGCAAGCCCCUAGAAAUGCUCACCGUAAGGCAGGGGCCCCUGGGUGCUGGGGCAUGUCUCGUCCCCCCCGACCAGGUGGCCUUCCCCUGACCCAGCAGCCUCACAGGGGAACCCGAUCUCUAAGUAAGGAGUCAUCACCUCCCAAAGACCUGGACCUGGUGACCAAGCGGAUGCUUUCAGCCCGCCUCCUGAAGAUCAAUGAGCUGCGUAACGCUCUGACUGAACUGCAGCAGAGGAUGGAGGAUCUAAAGAAGGAAAAUCGAGUACUCAAACAGCUUCAAGUGCGUCAAGAGAAAGCUCUGCGGCAUUACGACGACACGGAGAGUGAGAUUUCCCUUUUACUGUCACGCCACUCCAAUGAGAUCCACGUUCUCCGAGAGAGACUCAGGCGCACGCAGGAGCGGGAGCGAUCGUCAGAGCAGCGCUUGAAGGACGCCGAGGAGCAGCUGCAAAAGAGCCGGGCCACUAUUGCACGGCUGAAGAAACUGGUGGACCAGCGAGAACUUGGAACCAGAGACGAGCUAAGUCGCCGGCUGGAUGAAGAGAAAAUAAGAACCCAAGAAGCACAGCAGAAGAUAAAGGACCUGGAACGGAACCUGGAACUCACCAACAGCAGCUUCCAAAGACAAAUAGUUUCAGAGAAGAAGAAGACCGUAUGCGCUCAGGAGGAGGUCAGGACUCUGCAGGAGGAGCUGCAGCGACUGACCAACAAACUUAAGGAAAAAGAAAGAGAUCUGGAUGCCAAGAAUAUUUAUGCCAACCGCCUGGCGAAAGCCUCAAAGAAAGACUCAGACGGAGGCACAAAGCGUAAAAUUCCCAGCUCGGGCAGCACCAAGGGCGUUCAGACCGAUGACAGAUCGUCAAGUCUGGAUUUUCCCACGCCGCCCCCUGCCAUCUGCGAUGCCAAUGAAGCAAGUCACCAGCAGCUUGGAGAAUACAUUUCCCUUCAGCAGGAAGUUGGCCAAGGCGACAGACAUACGUCUCAGAAGACGGAGAGAAAAGCAAAAGACAAAGACCUGGAGUACAAAAUCAAACUGGAAUCUGAUGUUCUAGAAGAGAAGCCCAAGAGAUUAAGAGAGGGCUUGGAGAAAGAAAAGGAUGAAGAAGAGAAAAGAACGAUGGCCGGUUUAGUGGUAAACCAGAAGGAAGACGGAACCUUCGGGAAGCACGGCCAUGUCCAGGAAGCGGUGGCGAGGUGGAACCAGGAGUCCCUAUCCGGUCAGCAAGCAGCAGACGAAGUGCGACGCAAGAAAGAGCAGCUGCUGGCAAAGAUGAGAGAAAUAGACCAAGAAAGUGUGAGAGUGCAGGACUCCAGGUUGGACGAGUUGAGUUUUUCCCCAAACAAAAGGAGCGCCAGUGACCAGCCUUCUCCUCGCCCCCUGGUGCAGACGCAGAGGAACCCCUCCUCGACCGGCCUCACUGAACCAGAGGAGACGGGUCGGUUCCUCACUGGAAUCAGAGAAGGGGGAAGAAGAAAACCGGGUUUAGAGAGUGGAACUGUCACAGCAGAAAAACAGAGCAGGACGCCGCCGUCCCAAACUUCCACUGACGAAUUAGCGUUCGGAGGCUACGCACCGUCGUUUGGACAUUCAACGUCCAGAGCCUCCUUUGGCUUCCCUCCACCUCCACCAGAACUGGACCGGAGCCCAGCGUUGGAAAGCAUCGGUGUUCUUAGUUUAAAAGGGUCAGAGGACAGAGACACAGAAAAGAAGGUGGUGAAAGACAAGAAAUCCCACCUCAUGCAGCAGCUGUUUGGGUCUACUGGGAACAGUUUGAGUCCUCACAGUAAAACAGAGCUCCUCAACAGCCCUCCACCCACAAACGGCGUGCCCUCACGGCGGGAAAGAAUGAUCAACUUUAGCUCAGGGUCUCCAGCCCAUCAAGCAUCCGUCAACACUCUGCGUGUGGAGGAAAGCCGACCUGCUGUCCGUGCCAUCCCUUCAUUUGACGACGACUUAGAAGAACUAAUUCUGUAAAAAAUGUCAAAAGUAAUAGACAGAAAAGUUACUAUGAUUAUUUUAUCAAAAGAAGGUAUGAAGACGGUUGUACCGUUCAACACUUUAGCACUUUACUCAGUUUGAAAAGUUCAGGAAUUGUUUUUGUAUGUUUAGAUAACUUCUAAUUGUAUUUAUUCAUUUUUGUAUUUCUGUUGUUUUUGGGGUUGCUUUUGGUAGUGAAAAGAAAGUCAGCUCCCGUGAUGUUUUUAGGAGUAGCUCAGUAAGAAUAUUCUGUGAUUUGACAGUAAUGUGUGUGAUGAUUGUCGAAUCCUCUGUAAAAUCCCUGGAUUCUGGCGUUAUCCGUUAUCCGUCUGCUCCAGGGUGUGGUUGCCAUGUUUCCUUUUUUUUAUUUUUUUGUGACUUGGUCAGGUUUGAGGUCGAUGAGGGAUCUGAGUUGGGUGCUUUUUCUUAAGUCUGGAGGGAAUCUGUAGUAGUUCAAAGAGAAAAGGUCUGUGUUGAUGUUUGAGGUCAGCCUCACUACUGCAGACUACUAGUUAUGUUUGUCUUUUUUUGGUCAGAUUAACCCAUAUAUAGACCAGGAGGUUCAACAUGACUUUUAACAGGAAUAUUUUUUCCUGUGCUGAUUUGUUUUUAUGUCUGCACUAUAAACUCUAAUGACAAUCAGCACUAAAAUACCUAUUUAUUCAGUCAUUCUUAUACAUUUGUACUUUAAUGCUAUACAUGUUUUCAUAUAUGUAGAUUUUGACUGAUAAACAUUUACUUAUUUUUUGCUGUUUCAUAUUAAGCACAUUUUAAAUAAAAUUUAAAAACAAA
Messenger RNA from Oryzias latipes (Japanese medaka), 3299 nucleotides. RefSeq names its product lebercilin LCA5 (gene lca5). Lineage: Eukaryota; Metazoa; Chordata; Actinopteri; Beloniformes; Adrianichthyidae. Gene Ontology annotation, cellular component: axoneme. Gene Ontology annotation, biological process: intraciliary transport. The record is from RefSeq and is a predicted model, not a curated record.